CGACCCAACCAACCGCGUCAACUUCAUCUCUACUACCCUCACCCACCAGCCCUGCAAACAAUCUGACGCCGUCACUCACCCCCUCGCCAAACAAAGGCCAUCUCCAACAGAUCGCUUCCGCCUACCUUUGUUUCACAGAAGAGCCAGUUUUUUUGAAUGACAAUCAAGACGUAGAGGAAGAAAACCUAUAUCUGUCUUUCCCCUUUUUUUCCAUCGGACACACCUCCGGUGGUCACAUACACACACAGGCAAACGAUGGCGACCAAUGGCCCAGCGAUCAAGCCCGACCCAGAUGUCAAGAUCGAAGACGCAGAUAUCAAGGCUGAGGUCUUGGAUGCUGAUGAUGACGAACUAUAUGAAGAUGCCGGUGACCUGGACAUGUCUAAGGGGGACAAGGCGGUGUGGUUGGUGAAGCUCCCAAGUUUUGUCGCUGAGCGCUGGAACGAGAUUGAUGAUAAUGAGGAGAUUGUGUUGGGCGUUGUGAAGGUUAAUCCAAAGGAUACUAGCAAUCUUAAACUUUCACUUGAGAGGAAUCAAGCGAACGGAGACGAGAUCCCUACAGAGUAUGAUUUGAGGAUAACCAAUAUGGAGGUUAACAAUACUUUUGUCUUUACGGAGAAAGAUAUGCCGGGAUUUUCGAGCAAGUUGAAUACCGGUGGCGUGAAGGAGGGUGAACCGGCGAUUCCUGCGAGGCUGUUAUACCAACACCGUGACCGGGAGAGCAAUAGUGGGGGUGGCGGUGGUGGGAAAGGCAAUUGGGGGAAGCAGAGAUAUCAGCCGUAUGUUCGGAAAGCUAUUCCAAAGAGGACUUCGCUAGUUGGAACAGUUCGCCACGAAUGCUCCAUGUCUCCGGUUAUCAAUGAAGAGUACAAGCGGUUCCAGCUAUCUAAAUUCCGUCAAGCAGAUGCUCCGAGAGUCACCACCCAAGUUCUCGAUCCCAAUGCUGCUGGCGGUAACCUCCUUGCACCCGGUACCACUGGUGCCACAGCUAAGAGUUUUGCUGGCUUCGUUAAACCCACACAAGCAGUUCGAAAAACAACAGACAACAAAGCCGCCCGUAUGCCUCACUCAGAACUCCUCACAGCUCUGUUUUCUCUCUUCGCAGAGCAUGAAUACUGGUCCAUGCGUGGCAUUCGCGAGAGGUUAUUUCAGCCGGAGCAAUACCUCAAGCAAACCCUGGACGAGAUCGCAAAAAUGGACCGCAAUGGCCCCUUCACAGGAAAGUGGUCACUCAAGAGCGAGUACAAGAAUACAGACGACAAGAAGAAGUUGGAGCUCGCUGCAUCCACUGGUGGAGAAGCCGGCCAGGAGGUCAUCGAGAUUGACGACGACGAUGAAAUGGUUGAGAUGGAGGAUGUCCUUAAGUAAAUUCGGAUAGAUCGACUAGGAGAAACGAAGGAAAGAAAAAGUGGAUGGCAGCCUAUUAUUAUCUUGGAUUUGGGAUGGGGGUUGAUUUGCUGUAUAUACUUUAGUUCUGCUUUACCUCACCUUACCCACCUUUCGCUAUUAUUUUGUUCUUUCAUUUUUAUUUUAGCGCCGUAGCAUUGCUAGCCGGGAUGGGGGUGUAGUCUAAUUGAAUGCUCGGUAUGCGUGGGGUCAUGUAGUCCGACUUACUUGCUCUUUUAUUCUCUCUCAUCACUACACUAUCUCCUUUUUUGUCUCCUUCUAUUUCCCCCUUUCCAUUUUACUCUUUGCUUCAUUCUUUUCCUUUCUCUCCUUCCUCCCUUUCUUUCUUUCAAAAAAUCAGUUAAAACUUGGACACGGGCGUUCCGGGGUUGCUUUGAGUAUCAACAGUACAGUACCUGGCAUUGCUUUUCCUCUAUACUUCCUUCCUUUUGCUUUCCCCUAGCCAGAAGCUUAGUAGUGGUAGCAGAUGUGUACCUGUACUGGUGUGGUAGUCCGGUGUAUACAAUUUGUAAGGGAUGGGAGGCAAGUGAAUAAAUUGCUAGCUUAACUCA
Tuber melanosporum (Perigord truffle) is the source of this 1958-nucleotide messenger RNA. RefSeq lists its product as uncharacterized. The record is from RefSeq and is a predicted model, not a curated record. Lineage: Eukaryota; Fungi; Ascomycota; Pezizomycetes; Pezizales; Tuberaceae. Gene Ontology annotation, biological process: transcription by RNA polymerase II; transcription initiation at RNA polymerase II promoter. Bases 256 to 1368 code for a protein of 370 amino acids. Gene Ontology annotation, cellular component: transcription factor TFIIF complex. The transcript is spliced from 4 exons.